GGAAACUACCAUCACCUCUACUCACGCAUGCGCAUUCAAUCAUAAUACGCUUGCCUACCAGCGGAGCGAGUCAGUCACAAGAUCCUUUACUGAUCCGCACUGCACACUGCCUGAGUGUUUCCUGGGCCAACUCUAACAAAAAUCCGGAGCUCGUCCGGGAUCCAGCGCCACCUAUUAGGGAGAACAGGAAUUACAACAGCGUGAACCUGUGCACUUCGGGGAAUGCUACAGUUCAUCAUCCGGAGUGUAUAGGCUGCAGGAACUAAAGAUGGCUACCACAACCCCACGAAGGAUGCUAAUCUUCAAGAUUCAAAAGAGACUCCUUGCCUUGAGUAUCAGCCAGCUACAGAUGGUCGCAAGUGCGAUUGACGACAGAUCAGGACUUGAUGCCGAGGCUUUGAGUGAACGAGAACUGUUGAAUUUGAUUGUUGACUACCUAAAGAGUGAGAAGUUGAAACACACGGAAGAUGAGGGCCUGGCUCGAAUCCUUCGCCUGGAUGACACGCUCGAUCAACUAGUGAAAGCCCCGGAUUGGGAAGAUGCUGACGAGGGAGGAAUGAGCGAGGGUGCGCUCGUUCAGGCGGAGGAUACGAAGACUCGUCGACGGAACACUUCAAAUACGGCGCCUGUGGACGGCCGCCCGCAGUCCUCGCUCGGGGAAAGUGACGUUGGCACUCUUCAACUAGCCACGGAGGGAGACGGUAACGUACCCAUUCGGAACCUCACUACUUCAUCGCCAAGCAGAUCCAUCGCUGACAGUGCUGCCUAUACCCUUCCCGACCAAGCCAGUCUGUCGUCCAGUGUGGAAAUCGGUGAAACCCGUCCUGAGCGGCAGGAGUCGUAUCACGUCAAAAAGGAGGAGGAGGAGUUCCCAUGUAUUAAAGAGGAAAAGCAGGAGAAAUUCAUCCAGGUUUGGCACCCUCACGUUGGGGAGAGGUCGCCUCCCGACAUAAAAAAGGAGACUGAAGAGUCACCAUAUAUCAAAGAGGAGCAGGAGGACAUCAAUAGCUUGAGUGGUGUCCGACUGAAUAGUGAAGAUGAAGGUCCAGGUGAGAAGAGCAGAGCGGCGGAGCCCCUGAGCAGCCGCAGUUCAAUAGAAAGUGAUGGAGACCACCAUGGAAGAACUCACACAAAUCAACUCACAGCCCCACUGUCAGACAUUGACCACGCAACGUCACACUUUUCUGACUAUGAUAAUGAUGACGACGAUGACGAGUCUGAUGGUCAAAAGACGGGUUGCAGUGACAAACGCUGGAAAUGCAUUCUGUGUGGUAAGAUCUAUCGUUAUAAGGCUGCGUUUAAACAGCAUAUGACAAGACACACUGGAGAAAAACCUUUCGCCUGCUCAGUGUGCGGUAAAAAAUUUGCUCUUAGGGAAAGCUUAUCAAAACACACAAGAAUGCACACUGUUGAGAAACCUUUCUCCUGUUCAGUUUGUGGUAAAGGAUUCUCUCGAAAGGAAAACUUGGAAACCCAUUCAAAAACGCACGUUCGCGAGAAACCUUUCUCGUGCUCAGUUUGUGGUCAAACAUUUACUAUGAAGGGAAGCUUAACAAGACAUUUAAUAAUACACACUGGUAAGAAACCUUUCUCCUGCUCAGCUUGUGGUCAAGAAUUUGCUCUGAAGGUAAGCUUAUCAAAACACACAAGAAAACACACUGGUGAGAAACCUUUUUUGUGCUCUGUUUGUGGUAAGGGAUUCUCUGAAAAUGCUUCCUUGAAAAAACACAGAACAACUCACACUGGUGAGAAAUCUUUCGCCUGCUCAGUUUGCGGUAAAAAAUUUGCUCUUAUGGCAAGCUUAUCAAAACACACAAGAAUACACACUGGUGAGAAACCUUUCUCCUGCACAGUUUGUGGUCUAACAUUCUCCCAGUCAGGUCAAUUACGGAGUCACACAAAAACACACACUGGUGAGAAACCUUAUACCUGCUCACUUUGUGGUCACAAAUUUUCUCUGAAAGACAGUUUAUCAAGACACACAAGAAUCCACACUGGGGAGAAACCUUUCUCCUGCUCAGUUUGUGGUCACAGAUUCUCUCGACAGGGAACUUUAAAAAGUCACAUAAGAACCCAUACUGGGGAGAAACCUUUUUCCUGCUCAGUUUGUGGUCGGAAUUUCUCUCGUAAAGGAUCCUUAAAACGACACACAAGAAUACACACUGGUAGAAGUCCAUCCCCUGCUCAGUUUGUUGCCAGAGAUUCUCAUUAAGGGGAACCUAUUAAAAAAAACAUCACACAAGAAUACACACUGGGAAAAAAACCUUUCUCCUGCUCAAUUUCUGCGGUGCCAGGCCAAGGCCAUGUAGAAAGAGAGUUGCGACACUUGGGUCUCGCCACGUGAUUCAUGUUGGUGUGAAUAGUUGCCAGCACAAGCAGCGCUGCAAUGUUUGUUUUAUGGAAAUGACUGCGGUGAUUGCGACCUUUAUGGGGAAAAUGGUUAAGUCAUGUAUCUCAGUACUUGUUUAAUUAUGUCAAUGUAUAAUAACAUAUUCGAAAAUGGUAGUUUUACAUCUGGAGUGAAGGGAACUUUCCUGUGUUGUGCAAGAUUUUUUUUUUUUUUUUUCAUAACUAGAAUACUGUUUUUCCAGAGAAUGUCUAGAUUUCCUUGAUUCAUUUACCCAUUUUAAUAUUUCAAAGGCAAUGAAUAACAAUAAAAACUCAUUACCCUUUGACAAAUAAAAUCAUAUUGUUUAUUGAACAAGACAUUGGUGUUAUGGGUCAUUGUUUACACUUAACAUUUUAUAGAUCAGUGGCUGCGAUGGUUGGUUGUGCAGCAUUUGGAUGCACCAAUCGGUCUGAAAGGGGCUUUGGUUUGUAUGGUUUCCCCGAGGACCAAGAGCAGCAAGAAAAAAACUGAUGGCAAUGAUCAGACAGACAUGAAAGCAUGAAAUUAAUAGGCUUUUUGCUGUUUAAAAAGGGGCCCACAGUGGCCAUAGCCAGCAGUCAUUAUCAGCAGGUAUCAGCAGUUGGCCCCAGCACAAGCAACAGCACUAAUACAGAUGUGUGUAUGACAGGAAAAAAAAAAGUCUUAAAUAGCAUUAUUAUGUGAAUUAAAAUCAUAUUUUGAGAAGAUUAGACUAUAUACAACAAUUUGGCAAAGCGCAGAUGACGAGAAAUGAGUCUUUUAUCUGCAGUUUAGUCCCGCCUGUCAUUAUAGCCCUCUAACGUCACCAGCUGGAUGAUGACAUCGGCAGGGUCACGAUUCCACCUGAUUUAGAAUUCAACCCAUUGAAGGGGAAGAUUCAGAACGAGGAAAAUACGACAGAGAGCAGCAAUAUUUUUACAGGAUAUUCUUUUUAUCCAAGCAUUUUUCCCCAAUAGCUAAAUAAAUGGUAUUGUGAUGACAAAUAACAGUCUUGUGCUAAAUGGAAUAUGAAAUGAUAAAAAUGCAUUUAUUCAGUGCGACAUUGCAAAAUGACUCCAUAAUGGUCAAAACUGUCGACUUCACCUUUACUUUCACAUCUCCGGAACGAUAUUUUAUGCAACCGUAGUUGGGCUUUUGUCAUUUCCCUGCCCCGGCUUCGGAGAAUAAACAAACCCAGAGGCGUGACAGCUAGCCGACAUGCUAACCCCAACUGAGUAAUGUUUCAAAGUCUUCGAAGGGAAAAAUCACACAUAACUAGCCCGGAUCAUUUCAUACGAUGGCGGGGUUGUGGAUUGUCUUCGCCGAUCGGCUUCCCGGCCGGCGGCGAACAAGUUAGAGUUCGUCGUUCCCUGAUGAGGGCAGAGUGCUCGUUUGCAAGGAAGCAGGUGGACAAUGACCGCCGGACAAACCGGCCGAUGUCGGAGGAGCGGCUAGCUGCCACAUUGUCAACACGAAUAUGGCAAAUGAUGCGUUACUACACGGCGAAGAUAUAAACAGCGAGUCAUAGGAGAGCGGCUGCAUUUGCUGUGCAGCUAACAUGGCAGAAUGUGUCUGAGGAGAGCUUUUCUACAUGCCCAUGCAUGGUCAAACGUAAGUAAAAAUGUCCUUUAUAUAAAGAAACCCUAACCCUAUUCGCGGCCAUUUUUAACACAAAGUUGCAAUUUCUGAUCAGGUGGAAAAUUUGACACAACACCAGGUACACCAAGAGGGCAAUAAGCCUAGUAUAGUGCUCUCCCAGCUGUGGGAUGUGAGACAUGCCGCCGGUCGUCGGCCGAGUGGACAAGGAGCAUGUCAGCCACAAAAUGCAAACCACCUCCAUAUUAAAAUGAUCCCAGUAUUUGUCAUAAUACAAAACGCGAUGUUUACUCACUUCCUCGUAAGUCCAAUGGUCCCACAGUAGUAGGGCAUGUUAUUGUCAAUAUCCGCCGGUGAAUGGGAACCUUUUGAAACCCCAAAAAGGCUCACCUGCCUCUCCCUGGUGCAGCAAAAUUUUUCUGCAGCCGUUUGGCUGGCGUGAUGUGAAAAACGAAUUCAGGAAUCGGCUGAUUCCACAGUCCAUCUGCAUGCUAUAAAGCAAUGCUGUAUUGUGAGACGCUGACCCGGGUGACGUCGCAUUUGUCCAAAACACGAAACUGGAGCCGGAAGUUACUCAUUUUCAUGGCGCGGGAUUCAAAAAUUGAAGAUAUAAAACAAUCGCUUCCACACACAUCCAAGCGGUCCAUUUCAUUCAGGAGCAUAAAACACAGCAUAAAAUAUGAAACAAGCAUGCUUUUGGUUUCACAUGCUUUUUGGUUUCAUAUGCAUUUUAAGGGUCAUUUCACAUUAAACCAAGAGAACCAGGCUCCGAUUGGAGAGCUACCUUGCGGCAACACUUGCAAAUGAGUUGUUGAAAAGGUUCAGCAUUCACACUGCACCAACUGGGUAGAAUCACUUGGACGGAAGGCGCACUCAUUGGUUGGACAAAGAGAAGAGGAAAUGCCACCCUUCUGGGAGGGGAGGGAGCGUGGAGUUUUUAUGCAUAGGAUAAAAUGCAUAUGCAUUUUUAUGCAUAAAAUUGUCAGAUUUUACACUAGAUACACAAAAAUCACCAAAUGCAGAGAUAAUCACCUAAAUUUUCAGGAUUGAUUGCAAUAUUUAACAUAUCAUAUAAAUUGUUGCCCAAAAUAACAGCUUAAUUUUUUUUUUUAAUUUACUGCAAAUUUGACGUUUUCAAAAGCUUAUAAAUGACUCAAUUUUCACACCACAAACGUAAUACUUGAGGAAAGCAUGCAGAACCAACUAUAAACAAUAUUCAAAUAAAUUAUAAAUUCUAUAUACAAUCACUACGUAUUAUUUAUUGAAUUCCGAUAUCACUAUGGGACAUAGGGAGUGUGACGGUGCGUCAGAACGGCCCUGGCCGUUUAACUGUUGUUUUAUUUUGAGAAGCCUCCAGUCAGCUAAUCGUCACCUCUGCCAGCUGGCUGCCUCCUCUCCCACUGUGACAUAAGCGGAUCAACGCCGGUGUUCUGACAAAUUUUGCAACCCAACAAAAAUGGCUACUUUGCGGUUCUGUGCAUGCGCGUAACGUUAAAAAUGGCCGCGAAUGCAGCGAUUCUAAAGUAAACACUACAAACUUUCUUUAAAGAAAGGAAUAUUUACUUGUUUGAUCAUGGAAAGACAUGUAGAAAAGUUUUCCUCAGACACAUCCUACCAUGUUAGCUGUACACAACAACUGCACCCCGCUCUCUCACUGUUAACAACUUCGCCGUGUCGUUAAGUAUUAAUUUACGCCAUUUUCAUGUUGCACAUGUACUGUAUGUUUAUGAUGUAUCUAGUUUACUUACCACCUUUGGAAAACAUUGAGAGUCCAACUGAAUGUAAAAAAGGGCUUUUUCAGCGCCACAAAAGCUUUGGGAGCAAAUUUUGACAAAACACCAGACGGACAGACGACGUCGCCGCCGCUGAUUGGCCACGACGAAAAGGCGCCAAGCUUCAUAAACCUGCCGCAGUCAACGCUCGGGGAGGUUGCAUUUGACAGCAUUCGUGCCGCGGUCCUCCUCGCCAGCUGUUUCCUCGCCAUUCACUCUCGUGUGCGUUUGAUCGCUACUUUGUUACACUCCCGCUUUUUCGGUGAGGUCUUUUGUGUUUAACCAUGAUUGGAUCGUUUUUGUUCACCAGUGUAAAUAAGAGCACUGAAGCAUUAGGGGUAAGCUGCCAUUUCUGUUCAACCCGUUUUCUCCUGUUUUAUUUAUAGAGUAGGAAGCCAGGUGUAGUGGCUGUGUCUUUUUAUUAUUUCCUUUUUACGAUCAGGGUUUAAGUGUAGCUCCUUUUGUAUGUUGUUUUGGCCUGGGCUUACCCUAAAGCCGCGCUUCUUCCGCAUUUUGUAUAUAUUGUUCAUUGCGAGUUUGAUUGUUGUGAAUAAAUUGUGUGCACUUGUAAACUUCUGUGGCUUGUUUUAUGUUACGCCCUUCGCAAGCCGUCCUUGGGAGAGAUGGCUGCUAGAG
This is a messenger RNA of Corythoichthys intestinalis (scribbled pipefish), 6351 nucleotides long. RefSeq names its product oocyte zinc finger protein XlCOF6-like. The record is from RefSeq and is a predicted model, not a curated record. Gene Ontology annotation, molecular function: DNA-binding transcription factor activity; RNA polymerase II cis-regulatory region sequence-specific DNA binding. NCBI's taxonomy places the organism in Eukaryota, Metazoa, Chordata, Actinopteri, Syngnathiformes, Syngnathidae. Gene Ontology annotation, biological process: regulation of transcription by RNA polymerase II. Bases 269 to 2212 code for a protein of 647 amino acids. The transcript has 3 exons.